AUGAACAGCAUCAUGGAAAAGACCAUUGUCGACACAAUCGAGGCUGCUAGUGAUGAGCUACGUCGCAUUAGCUUGGAGCUUUAUGAACAUCCUGAGACUGGAGAACACGAGUAUCGCUCAUGUCGAUUGUUGACCGAGUACCUGGAAGGAAAGGGCUUCAAAGUGACACGUGAGGCAGCUGGCAUGCCAACAGCCUUCAUGGCCGAAUAUUCCAAUAGCGCCAAUGGUCGUCGUGUGGGAUUCUGUAGCGAAUACGAUGCGUUGCCAGGCAUUGGACAAGCUUGUGGACAUGAAUUGAUAGCCAUUAGUGGUUUGGCCUGUGCAUUGGCCACCAAGGCUUUGUUGGAAAAGGAUUUGAUCCAAGGAACGGUUGUGUUGUAUGGAACACCAGCAGAAGAAUCUACCAGUGGCAAGAUUACAUUCGUUCAAGAAGGCCUAGUGGAGAGUCGUGUGGAUGUAGCCAUGAUGAUUCAUCCUGGUCCAGGGGAUGGGCUUUAUGUCAAUUAUCUUGCUAUCGAUUCGGUGACAGUUGAAUACUUUGGCAGAGCCUCACACGCUGGCCAAGCGCCAUGGAAUGGGAUUAAUGCAGUGGAUGCCAUGAUGCAAGCUUGGGAUAAUGUAUCUAUGCUUCGUCAACAGACCUUGACCACCAAUAGAAUUCACGGCAUCAUCACCAACGGAGGUAAAUCGGCCAAUGUGAUUCCAGAUUAUGCAAGCUGUACCUUCAUUGCUCGAUCCCUUUCAAAGGCACAACUUGCUGAGCUCAAGGUCAAGGUAGAGAAUUGUGUCAAGGCUGCUGCUGUGGCAACUGGAUGCGAUAUCAAGUUGCAAUGGUCGCCCAAAGGACCUACAGAUGAUGUGUUCCAGAAUGAACCCCUCGCUGAAACUUACAAACAUUACAUGGAAGCUCAAGGCAUCAAGUUUUUACCCAAAUCGGUUGAAGAAGGGAUUGCCAGUGGAUCCACUGAUAUGGGCAACUUUUCUUAUGUUGUUCCCACUAUCCAUCCAUUCUUUGGUAUUGGUACAACUGCACCUAAUCACACGAUCGAGUUUACAAAAGCAGCCAUCACUGAGGAAGCCCACAAGGCCACAUUGGUCGCAGCGGAAUGUCUCGCAAAGACGGCAGCUUCUGUAUUCUUAGAUGACCAGCUAUAUCAACAAGCCUAUGCAUUCUUCGCCAAAGGAAAGCCCCAAGUAUAA
This is a messenger RNA of Lichtheimia ornata, 1200 nucleotides long. RefSeq lists its product as uncharacterized. The record is from RefSeq and is a predicted model, not a curated record. Lineage: Eukaryota; Fungi; Mucoromycota; Mucoromycetes; Mucorales; Lichtheimiaceae. Bases 1 to 1200 code for a protein of 399 amino acids. Gene Ontology annotation, molecular function: dipeptidase activity. The transcript is spliced from 7 exons.